Molecule: messenger RNA, 4321 nt
Organism: Pseudoliparis swirei
Lineage: Eukaryota; Metazoa; Chordata; Actinopteri; Perciformes; Liparidae
Gene: rbl1
Product: retinoblastoma-like 1 (p107)
Exons: 22
Coding region: 1355-4303 (982 amino acids)
Biological process (GO): negative regulation of G1/S transition of mitotic cell cycle; cell differentiation; regulation of transcription by RNA polymerase II
Cellular component (GO): transcription regulator complex; chromatin; nucleus
Molecular function (GO): RNA polymerase II transcription regulatory region sequence-specific DNA binding
Source: RefSeq, a predicted model, not a curated record
AACGAUGACGCCUCGAUAACCACCAACGUUAAUCACGGAGUUCCACAAGGUUCUGUGCUUGGACCAAUUUCAUUUACCUUAUACAUGCUUCCUUUGGGCAAUAUUAUCAGGAAACACUCCAUAAACUUUCAUUGUUGUGCAGAUGAUACUCAACUAUAUUUAUCGAUAAAACCAGAGGAGAGCAACCAACUCGGUAAAAUUCAAGCAUGUCUUAAAGACAUAAAAACAUGGAUGGCCUGCAACUUCUUGAUGUUAAACUCAGACAAAACCGAAGUAAUUUUAAUCGGCCCUGAGCACCUCAGAGAUCAAUUAUCUGGUGAUGUGGUUUCUGUAGACGGCAUUGCCCUGGCAUCCAACACCACUGUAAAGAAUCUUGGCGUUAUCUUUGAUCGGGACUUGUCCUUUAACUCCCACGUAAAGCAAAUCUCAAGGACUGCAUUCUUUCAUCUACGUAAUAUUUCAAAGAUCAGGCACAACUUGUCUCAAAAAGAUGCAGAAAAAUUGGUUCACGCGUUCGUUACUUCGAGACUGGAUUACUGCAAUUCCUUAUUAUCAGGCUGCUCUAAUAAAUCUCUUAGGUCCCUCCAGUUGAUCCAGAAUGCUGCAGCUCGUGUUCUCACUAAAACUAAGAAAAGAGAUCACAUCACUCCUGCACUAGCUGCUCUGCACUGGCUCCCAGUAAAAUCAAGAAUCACUUUUAAAAUUCUUCUCUUAACCUACAAAGUCUUGAUUGGUGAUGCUCCAUCAUAUCUUAAGGAGCUUGUAGUACCAUAUUGCCCCACUAGAGAGCUACGCUCACUAAAUGCGGGACUACUUGUAGUUCCUAGAGUCUUAAAAGUAGAAUGGGAGCCAGAGCCUUUAGUUAUCAAGCUCCUCUUUUAUGGAACCAGCUUCCAAUUUCAGUCCGGGAGGCAGACACAGUCACCUCGUUUAAGAGUAGACUGAAGACUUUCCUCUUUGACAGAGCUUAUAGUUAGGGCUGAAUCAGGUUUGCCCUGGUCCAGCCCCUUGAUAUGCUGCUAUAGGCUUAUAGCUGCCGGGGGACGUUUAGGAUGCACUGAGUACCUAUCUCCUCUUUUCUCUCCUUAAGGAUGAAUUUUCAUCUCUCAAUCACACGUUACUAACUCUGCUUUCUCCCCGGAGUCCUUGUGACUUCACGUCUCAUGGGGUCAUCGGACCCUAUGAGACGACAUAGAUCCUAUCUGCUGAUGGCUCAUCGAGGUCUGGGUCGUUGAAUUCCUGCUCCUGACUACGCCACUGUCCUGUUGAGACUCCGCCCACUGUUGAGACUCCGCCCACUCCUCCUCCCCACCGCCCUCUGCCUGAUGGAUGGUGGAGGUCUCCAUCGUGGAAUAUGCCGACUAUGAACUAUUCAUACACUCUGUCACAUUCAUUGAAUGGGGAGGUGGUCCACUGGUUGGCUUGUUCCCUGUACGCCGCCUGCAGGAAGGGCUCCACCCCCACGGUGGGGAAAGGCCUGAUGGAGGGCAACUGUGUCUCCCUCACCAGGAUCCUCCGCACAGCCAAACUCAGUCUCAUCCAGUUCUUCUCCAAGAUGAGGAAGUGGGCCGACAUGUCGAACCUCCCUCAGGACUUCCGGCUCCGGAUGGAGCGUCUGGAGAGGAACUUUGAGGUUUCCACGGUGAUCUUCAGGAAGUUUGAGCCCAUCUUCAUGGACAUGUUCCAGGACCCCCAGGGGGGGGGGCGGCCCCGGCAGCCCCGCAGCCGGAAGCACAGGCGUCUGCCGUGUCACAUCAGCGAUGUGUUCAAGUUCUGCUGGACUCUGUUCGUCUACACCAAAGGUAACUUCCGGAUGAUCGGGGACGACCUGGUGAACUCGUACCACCUGCUGCUCUGCUGCCUGGACCUGGUGUUCGGCAACGCUCUGCUGUGCAGCAACCGGAGGGAGCUCAUCAGGCCCAACUUCAGGGGUCUGCCCCCUCUCUACCGCCCUGAGGGCGUGGUCUCAGAGGCUCCUCCCACCUGUGUGUUGGAGCGUCUGUGUGAGCUGCACGACGGCCUGGUGGUCGAGGCCAAAGGCAUCAAGCAGCACUACUUCAGACCCUACAUCCAGAAGCUGUUCCACCGACAGAUCCUGAAAGGCAACGAGGAUCACCUGACGGAGCUGCUGGAUCCUCAGAGCUUCAUCGAUAACAAUAAAGCCAUCAACAGGGAGUACGAGGAGUACGUGUUGACGGUGGGAGACUUCGAUGAGCGAGUGUUCCUGGGAGCCGACGCAGACGAGGAGAUCGGGACGCCGAGGAAGGUCGUCCACGAGCCGUCGGCCAAUCAGAUGACGGCUCACAGCCAACUGCAGCAACACGUAGAGAAGUCGGGCUCGCUCGCCCCCUCCACCCCCCUGACGGGGCGGCUCUACCUGACGGAGAAGGAGCUGCAGGUGACGCCCGUCUCCUCGGCGACGCAGAGCGUGAGCCGGCUGCAGAGCAUGGUGUCCGGCCUGAGGACGGCGCCCAGCGAGCAGCUGCUGCAGGUCUUCAGGUCGUGCUCCAGGAACCCCUCGGACUCCAUCCUGGGCCGGGUGAAGACUCUGGGUCAGACCUUCAAAGAACACUACACCAAGGACUCAGAGGACACGCCGGGCUCUCACAUCGACUUUGCUGAGAACCGCCUGAAGCUGGCGGAGAUCCUUUACUACAAGAUCCUGGAGAACGUUCUGGAACAGGAGAACAAGAGGCUGCUGGGCAAAGACAUGAGCGUGUUGCUGGAGCAGGACAUCUUCCACUGCUCCCUCAUGGCGUGCUGUCUGGAGGUGGUGUUGUUCUCCUACAGCUCCCAGAGAACCUUCCCCUGGAUCAUCAACGUCUUCAAGCUGACCCCCUUCUACUUCUUCAAGUGUGUGUGCCUGUGUGUGUGUGUGUGUGUGCAGGUGAUCGAGGUGUUCAUCCGCUCAGAGGAGGGCCUCUCCAGGGACAUGGUGAAGCACCUGAACCUGAUCGAGGAGCAGGUUCUGGAGAGCCGGGCCUGGAGCGCCGACUCUGCCCUGUGGAGCGCCUUGCAGGCUGCAGGCAGCAGGGUGCCCACUGUGGAGGAGGUGAACUUCUCCUCCAGUCUGGACACGGGUUCUGGUUUCAGCGCCGGGGUCCAGUCCCACCUCCCGCUGGUCGCCCUGUCGCCCAUCAUACACCCCCGCAUCCGGGAGUGCAGGUCCGGCCUGGGCAGCGCUCGCAAAGACGUUCCUCCGUCUCCGUUGUCGCUCCAUGACUGUUACAGUUCUCCGGCGGCCGGCAGCGCUAAGCGGCGUUUGUUCGGCGACGAUCCGCCGGCCCGGAUCUCGGCCGUGAUCCCCGGCAGCCCGAUGACGUCGCCGGCCAAGAGGUUGAUGUUCGGCUCCGGCAGCACCCUGAGGAUCGGAGCCCCGGGAGGCCAGACCACCGUCCUCAGCAUCCCGCUGCAAGGCGCAAACAACGACCGCACCAUCACGCUGAUCCCAGUUCAUCCGUGCGACUCCUCCGGUACGAUCACCGCUCAGUUCCUGCUCACCACCUCCCCGAGCCGACCCCCCGCCCCCCCGCCCGUGACCUCUGACCCCCAGGCGGGAAGCGUCCGGCCGCGACGCACCGGAUCCCUCGCCCUGUUCUUCAGGAAGGUGUACCACCUGGCCAGCGUGCGGCUUAGGGACCUGUGUGUGAAGAUGGACGUCCCCUCCGAGCUGCGGGGGAAGAUCUGGACCUGCUUCGAGCACGCGCUGGUCCACAGCACCGGCCUCAUGAGGGACCGGCACCUGGACCAGCUGCUGCUGUGCAGCGUGUACAUCAUCUCCAAGAUCACAAAAGAGACUCACAGCUUCCAUGACAUCAUGAAGUGUUACCGCAGCCAACCACAGGCCAGCAGUCAUGUGUACCGCAGUGUGUUGCUGCGUCACAGAGAGGUGAUGGAUGAGAACAUGGAGGUGGAUCCAGUGUCAGGAGGAGAAUCCGCAGAGAAACCCACCCCGGGGCGGGUCGACUCUGACCAAUCAGGCGAGGAGGAGCGCGGUGACCUCAUCCAGUUCUACAACAGCGUCUUCGUCCUGAAGAUGAAGAGCUUCGCUCUGCGCUACGCAACCCAGGACCAGCGGGCCGACGCCCCCCCCCUCUCCCCCUUCCCGGCGGUCCGGGCUCAGCCGCUGUCGCCCCGCCGCGUCUCUCAGAGACACUCGCUGUACGUCUCCCCCCACAAGACGCCGGGCUGCCUCACCCCCCCCACGCCCUACACCUACCGCAUCAACAGCAGCCCCUCUAAGGUACACACACACACACACACACACGCCCUACACCUACCACAUCAACAGCAGCCCCUCUAAGGUACACACACACACACA